This is a messenger RNA of Lodderomyces oxycetoniae, 1113 nucleotides long. RefSeq lists its product as uncharacterized. NCBI's taxonomy places the organism in Eukaryota, Fungi, Ascomycota, Pichiomycetes, Serinales, Debaryomycetaceae. The transcript has a single exon. Bases 1 to 1113 code for a protein of 370 amino acids. Gene Ontology annotation, cellular component: membrane; cytosol; phagophore assembly site. The record is from RefSeq and is a predicted model, not a curated record. Gene Ontology annotation, molecular function: protein serine/threonine kinase activity; ATP binding. Gene Ontology annotation, biological process: regulation of autophagy; protein autophosphorylation; peptidyl-serine phosphorylation.
AUGUCGACUAUUGAUCAGCAAGAUAUAGAGGAAUUACAACACCUACCUAGAGUCGGCACCAAAUACUUUAAAGCGUCAUCAAAGCCCAUAUAUGAAGGAGCAAAUGGCAUAGUUUUCAAGGGAACAGACGAUUCACGUAAACAAACACUAGUAAUUAAGCAAAUCAAACACAAACCACAUCAACCAUUUAGGCAGUACCUAAAUGUUGUAUAUCGAGAAUACGAAAACAUGCGACGGUGUAAUCAUAAAAGUAUAAUGCCGGUACUUGAUCUUUGCAAGAUUGACGCAACGGGAACUGAUUCACAAAAUAUGGCUGGCUCCAAGCAACUACUGUCUCAAAAUCUUGCUCUUGUCAUCCCAUACUAUCCACGUGGCGAUCUUCUAGAUUUCCUCUCAAACCUAAGAAGAUUCAAUGUUGAAAUAACGCCAAGUAUCAAAGACUCAUUGUUCAAACAGAUUGUAAAGGGAGUAAACUACCUACAUAGAAAGAACAUUGCUCAUCGAGAUUUGAAGCCGGAAAACAUCUUGAUUGAUAACAAUGGAGAAGUAAAGAUUUCGGAUUUCGGAUAUAGUUUAAAUUUGAAUGAGGUUGAAGCAAUUGGUAACUCAUUCAAGAUUGACCCACGUGAAAUAGUAUCAGGAACAAAUAGCUUCAAAGCUCCAGAAGUAUUUGAUUUGGAACAAGAAAUUCAUCAAGAUCGACUUAGUGUAAACCAAUUCAUAAAGUCAUCACAUAAUUUUCAAGAUUACAAGCUCGUAGAUCUAUGGGCAUUAGGAAUUAAUUAUUUUGUUAUAUACCUAAUGAGAUGUCCUUGGACUUCGGCAAAUUCGCAGGAUCCUAAAAACAAAACAUUCCAGAGAUAUAUCCGCAAUUACCCAAAGUCUUCACAAGAAUGGAAGAGUUUAAUACUGGAGUUGAAUAAUAACAGAUCAGUUAAUGACUCUUCUGCACUUCAAUUGUUCAAAAGAUUGCAUUAUGAUUCAAGGGAUUGUAUAUUAAAGAUUCUUAAUCCUAAUGCCCUUGAGAGAUUAAAUAGCGAUCAAUUGUUGGAAACGAAAUGGUUGAGUCAAGUUUAUGCUGAUCCUAAAGAUUUAAUUAAAUUGAUGAAGUAA